AAAAUCUUCUCAUUUCUCUCACUCUCUGUGUUCCUCACUAUAAUUGCAGUUCUUAUUAACCUCCUUCAAUACUAUUCCCUUUCCUUGUCUUUCAAUCCAAGUUUGUUUUGAUCAAAUCAUUGCUAAUCCUUUGAAUUUUACUGUCCUCUAAUGAUGAUAUUUUGGGUCUAGGAGUGGAGUUGGUUCAACCAUAAUAAAUACAUGCAACAACAGUGAGUUCAUGCUCUUCUUGUUUUUACUUCUUCAGAUCCGAGGGACUAAGACAAACACCUUCUUUUGGAGGAAGGGGGAGAGAUGUUAUCAUCAAUGGCAGCCGCAAAAGGGCCUCAAGCAUGUUCAAUGCUGUUCAUGUUCUGGUUCUUGGUCUUGAAUUCUCGCAUGUUGCAUGCUGACAAUCAGGAACUUGAGCUUCUCUUGUCUUUCAAAUCUUCCCUAAAUGACCCUUUGAAGUAUCUCUCAAACUGGAACCCCUCUGCCACUUUUUGCAAGUGGCAAGGUAUCACUUGCACCAACUCCUCUCGCAUUACUGUGAUUGAGCUCUCAGGGAAAAACAUCUCUGGCAAGAUUUCCUCUUCAAUCUUUCAGUUGCCAUAUAUUCAAACUAUUGAUCUCUCAAGCAAUCAGCUUUCUGGUAAACUUCCUGAUGAUAUAUUCUCUAGCUCCUCACUUAGGUUCCUCAAUCUUAGCAACAAUAAUUUCACUGGCCCAAUACCAAAUGGCUCAAUAUUUCUCCUGGAAACAUUGGAUCUAUCCAAUAAUAUGCUGUCCGGGAAAAUUCCUCAAGAAAUAGGAUCCUUUUCGAGUCUUAAAUUUCUUGAUCUUGGUGGCAAUGUUUUGGUGGGCAAAAUUCCUCUCUCAGUAACAAACUUGACGAGUUUGGAAGUCUUGACUUUGGCUUCUAACCAAUUAGUUGGCCAAAUUCCAAGUGAAUUAGGCCAAAUGAGAAGCUUGAAGUGGAUUUACUUGGGCUAUAACAAUCUUUCUGGUGAAAUUCCAAUAGAACUAGGCCAGUUAACUUCUUUGAAUCAUCUUGAUCUUGUCUACAACAAUCUCACUGGACAAAUCCCAUCAUCUCUAGGAAACCUCAGUAAUCUUCAGUACCUCUUUCUCUACCAAAACAUGCUUGCUGGUCCGAUUCCUAAAUCCAUUUUUGGUCUCACGAAGUUGAUUUCACUUGAUCUUAGUGAUAAUUCUCUAUCCGGUGAGAUCCCAGAACUCAUAAUUAAGUUGAAAAAUUUGGAGAUUCUUCAUCUUUUCUCCAACAACUUCACUGGGAAAAUCCCUGUUGCUUUGAGCUCCUUGCCUCGUCUUCAAAUCCUUCAACUUUGGUCUAACAAGUUGUCUGGUGAGAUUCCAAAAGAUCUUGGAAAGCGAAACAAUCUCACUGUACUAGACCUUUCCAGCAAUUCUCUCACUGGAAGAAUACCAGAAGGCCUGUGCAGUUCUGGCAAUCUCUUUAAGCUCAUUCUCUUCUCCAAUUCACUUGAAGAUGAAAUCCCAAAGAGUUUGAGUACUUGCAACAGCUUGCGGCGUGUACGUCUCCAAGAUAACAGCUUGUCUGGUGAAUUAUCAUCAGAAUUCACCAAACUUCCACUUGUGUACUUCUUGGAUAUCUCUUCCAACAAUCUUUCAGGCAGGAUUGACUCUAGAAAAUGGGAGAUGCCUUCACUUCAAAUGCUGAGUUUGGCAAGAAACAGUUUUUUGGGGGGCUUGCCAGACUCAUUCGGCAGCGAGAAUCUUGAGAAUUUAGACCUGUCUCAAAAUCUGUUCUCGGGUGCUAUUCCACGUAAGUUUGGCAGCUUGUCAGAGAUAAUGCAGCUGAGGCUAAGCAAAAACAAGAUCUCUGGUGAAAUCCCAGACGAGCUGUCUUCAUGCGAAAAGCUUGUGAGUCUAGACCUUAGUCACAACAAGCUCAGUGGCCAAAUCCCUGCUAGUUUCUCUGAAAUGCCAGUUCUUGGUCUGCUUGAUUUGUCACACAAUGAACUAUCCGGCAAAAUACCAGCCAAUUUGGGAAGAGUAGAAUCGCUUGUUCAAGUAAACAUCUCUCACAAUCAUUUUCAUGGUAGUUUACCCUCCACAGGAGCAUUUCUUGCCAUAAAUGCAAGUGCUAUUGCCGGUAAUGAUCUUUGUGGCGGUGAUAAGACUAGCGGCUUGCCUCCAUGCAGAAGGGUCAAGAGUCCUAUGUGGUGGUUUUAUGUUGCAUGUAGUCUUGGUGCUCUAGUGCUGCUUGCUCUUGUUGCUUUUGGAUUUGUUUUCAUUCGAGGGCAAAGGAAUUUGGAGCUAAAAAGAGUCGAAAACGAAGACGGGACAUGGGAGUUGCAAUUCUUCAAUUCUAAGGUAUCAAAAUCAAUAGCAAUUGAUGAUAUUUUAUUGUCCAUGAAAGAAGAAAAUUUGAUUUCUAGAGGCAAGAAAGGAGCUUCAUACAAAGGGAAGUCCAUCACAAACGACAUGGAAUUCAUCGUAAAGAAAAUGAACGAUGUGAACUCAAUUCCGCUGUCCGAAAUUUCUGAACUUGGAAAGCUCCAGCAUCCAAACAUUGUCAACUUAUUUGGAUUAUGUCAGUCCAAUAAGGUUGCAUAUGUAAUAUAUGAGUACAUCGAAGGAAAAAGUUUGAGUGAAGUUCUUCUGAACCUAAGUUGGGAACGACGGCGAAAAAUUGCAAUCGGGAUCGCAAAAGCUCUCCGGUUCCUGCAUUGUUAUUGUUCGCCGAGUGUUCUUGCUGGUUACAUGUCACCGGAGAAAAUUAUCAUUGAUGGAAAAGAUGAGCCUCGUCUCAUAUUAAGCCUUCCCAGCCUGCUUUGCAUCGAAACCACCAAGUGCUUCAUUUCUUCAGCCUAUGUCGCCCCAGAAACCAGAGAAACCAAGGACAUCACUGAAAAGAGUGACAUGUAUGGAUUUGGCCUCAUCCUUAUCGAAUUAUUAACCGGAAAAGGCCCGGCAGAUGCUGAAUUUGGCGGGCAUGAGAGCAUCGUCGAGUGGGCGCGGUAUUGCUACUCGGAUUGUCAUCUAGAUAUGUGGAUCGAUCCAAUGAUAAGUGGGAAUGCAUCGAUUAAUCAGAAUGAGUUGAUCGAAACGAUGAAUUUGGCUCUACAAUGCACAGCUACCGAGCCCACAGCACGACCAUGUGCAAAUGAAGUAUCCAAAACCCUAGAGUCUGCUUUAAGGAAAAGUUCUUGUGUACUAGGCCUAAAGUUUUCUUCCCUUUUUUAGUAUUUUAAUUAUCUCCUGAUUAAUUUUUGCUCAGGUUUCUUUCUUCUUCUUUUUGGGAUUUCUAAUAUGAUUGUUACUCAUAUGUUUUGUUUGAUGGUACGUAUGUUUGACAUUACAUACUAGUACUACUGAGAGUGUAAAAAUGUAGAUAGUAAAUGCCAUGAAUUAUAACCUCUCUAUAAAGAAAGAGUCGUUUUAUUUUCUUGCCUAGGGCAACUAAUAAAGUGUAUAUAUAUCCUUCCAUUUCAA
Populus trichocarpa (black cottonwood) is the source of this 3459-nucleotide messenger RNA. Its product is annotated as leucine-rich repeat receptor-like serine/threonine-protein kinase SKM1. Gene Ontology annotation, molecular function: protein binding; ATP binding; protein kinase activity. NCBI's taxonomy places the organism in Eukaryota, Viridiplantae, Streptophyta, Magnoliopsida, Malpighiales, Salicaceae. The transcript is spliced from 4 exons. Gene Ontology annotation, biological process: protein phosphorylation. The coding region runs from base 295 to 3210 and encodes 971 amino acids. The record is from RefSeq and is a predicted model, not a curated record.